GGUGUGUGAUUAUAAUUUUAGCAAAGCGAACGAAUGAUCAACUCCAAGCGUUAUUAGCAUGUACAUAUUUUGCGCAGUUUUAGAACUUUGUUUUUAACCGAUCGCCUCAAAGCGGCCAAAGCCUGUUUUUCAAUGUGUUGUCAUGGCCGCUGUUCCGUCAAAUCUUUCACAGGGUGCCGUUAAAGAAUAAUGGAAGCCCGGAUGCCUGCGAAUGACAAGGGAACGUUCGAUAUUCAACUCUCCGGUGGCUCACCGUGGGGUUUUACUCUCCAUGGAGGCAGUGAAUUCAACUCCAAGCUAAGGGUUGCGAAGAUCACCCCCGGUGGAAAGGCUGACCAAACCCGAGUGCUGGAUGUCGGCGACGAAGUGGUUGCCAUCAAUGGAAUGAUAUGUGUUGCAAGAUCUGAGGCAAUUGAACAGAUCCGUUGCUCACGACAGAGUGUUAGGCUCACCAUUAAAAGAGGUAGCUCAGACGUCCGACACAAUGGGAUGUCCCAAAAUAUCCACCAGCAACACCCCUUGCCAAACCUGUACCCCACAGCUUUAGAGGUCGCCACCUCUCCUACUGAUUUCUUCUCUACGUACGCUGUUGACCCAGAAAAGUUUGCCAGGGUGACAGAACACUCGAAAGGUGGAAAACAGAAAAUCACUGACUACAACUUGAGUGCUUCUAAUGAGAAUUUGCUGGACAUGUAUUGGGGUCAAAACAGAAGCAACAUCAACAACGAGACAAUGAGUGACGAAACCAACGGCAGACUGAGUCCUAACGAUGACACACCCAUUGUGCCUUCAAAACACCGGCAGAUUAUAAACACACUUCAUGAAAGAGCACGAAGUUGGAAUGAACAUCAUCGGAGUCCCACAUCAACAGAUGAGCAUCAUUUGCAUGGCCGCCACUACACCUCACCCAGUAGGAUACAGAAAGUCAAAGUUGUUAGCACCAACAUCUCAUCCAGUAGCUCAAGCUUAGGAGAUGAUGAGAGGCACAGUCCUAUCAGUCGAACAACACCAAACAAGAGUCCAGUUGCUCGGCGACCACCUGUCGUGGAAAGGGCGGAAGACUGGGAGUCACCUAGGAGGCGGCAUCUUGACUGGCCGCCCCGCCCAGGGCAUCAUUCCAUGGGCAGUAACGAUCAGGAUUUAGUUGCAAAAUGGCUGCGAGAUGACAAAGCAAGUGAUUCCCCUGAUCAUAACCUGUCUGUCAAUGAAGCACGCUCUCAGUUUGAAGCUCAAGAAAAUCCUUCAGAGAAUAAACCAGAGCAGCAGAACAAAUCGAACUUCUCACGCAGCAAGAGCUUCAGUGGCCGACCUUCCUACGGGGUCAUGGUUGCUACCACCAUGAAGGGAGAGGGGAAGUCGGCCCACCCUGAAAUCAGUACAUUCCAAGCCCCCCUUCCACCUGACCGGUUCAGCUCCUCUGACCUUCUCCGCAAUAAACCUGCCCGCAAGAGUUUGCCCGCUAAUGAAUUCUGGAAGACAGCCUCUCUUCCAGCUGGGGGGAACAGAGCCCGUGUCUCGGCGGAUCCCCGUGGCGUCGAGGUUCGUCUUCCCAUUUCAACCAAGCUAUCAGUAAGCUCAAGCACCUCUAGCCUUGAUAACAUCUACAUGGCAAAUACAGACGGCGCGCGAAGAUCCGUCCCCGCCCCUCCCCCCAGGCGCAGCGAGUCCAAGCUACUCACUUCGUUCCGCACGCGCGGAAAGCGUGACACUCCACAGGUGGUGAGCUCGUACGAAUCAUCUCCGCCUGAUCCUACUCAAGAACCACCCCGUCACGUGGCCUCUAAGUCGUGGCCUAGCGACCAUCUAGGGGACAAUAGUCGGACGUCCGGCACAAACUCGGACAGACAAUCUUGGCCUGCGCAGCAUUCACCUGGACACGAUCCGCGUAGUCAUGACGACGAACUGAGGGAAAGACCGCGGGGUAGGAACAACGACCCGAGGAAUAGGAACAGUGACCCGCAGGCUAGAUACAAUGACCCGCGGAAUCGGGACAAUGACCCGCGGGAUAGGGACAAUAACGCGCGGGACAGAUAUGAGAAUCGGCAUCACGGCUCUAGGGACAGGCAACCCAGUUUUCCUGACGCGCGGGACUCAAGGGAUCGCCACUCAAUCCCUCGGGAUCGCCCGCAAGAUGGCUACCUUUACCCUCAAGACAACCCGCAAAGAACCAUGGGGUACUCUGUUCGCGCCAUCCCCAGCUCCGACCUGUUGUAUAGGGGCACGAGUGCACCCCUCGAGAAGGGUGUGGCCCGGCGCUCGUAUCGGGGGUCUUCGUCGAGCUCGUCGUAUGAUGGGACCGAAUCCCGGACAUCGUACUGCGUUAUGGCCUCCGGUAGUCCGGAUGAUAACCGGCCCGUGUACAGGAGCGCAUCCGUAGAGUUCCAGCCAGAUUCACAGCGCAGCUAUCAAGCAAAAAGACCCCAGAGUGCUACCAGCCGUAUCCAGACCCCUCUCGUCCAAAACCAGUCGAAUGUAAAGAGCUCGCCGCCGGAUACUGGGCCGAGUCGUAUUGAGGACACCAACAUACUCCAGAAACUGAUGCGUGACAAUGAUGUCACGCGUGACAAUGAUGUCACGCCGCCAUCCGUACAGUCAAGAAUCAAGGGCUUCGAGCACAACGCCCCUCAGCCCAUAAUAGACGAAGGACCCGAUACCAGUCAGCUCAGACCGCGGACAAGCAAGGUGGCAGUGUGGGAGACAGCGCAAGCGACCACGCAACACUCGGAAAGUGUUUCGGAGACAUCGCCGCAACUUUCUUCGACUGCGCAACAAACACCACCUCAUUCCCCCGCAACUCGGCAUAAUGCGCGGACAUCGUCGCCACAAUCACUGGCAACUCGACAUAAUGCGUGGACAUCGUCGCCACAAUCACCGGCAACUCGGCAUAAUGCGUGGACAUCGUCGCCACAGUCACCGGCAACUCGACAUAAUGCGCGGACAUCGUCGCCACAGUCACCGGCAACUCGACAUAAUGCGUGGACUUCGUCGCCACAAUCACCGGCAACUCGACAUAAUGCACAGGCAACAUCACAUCAAGCACAGGAACCAGCGGAUCGGAUAAGACGUCUACCGAAUACUGACCUAGAGGGAGAUCGCAAGUCCACCAAGAUACCGCCCCAAGUUCUGCCAAAGAAACAGCCUAAAGAGCAACCUAUCGUGCCUGUAUAUAGAGAAAAACCCAACGAAACUCCAGAUAGAGAACCCUUUGACCCGAUUCGGGUCAAGUCCAUGGUUCGCGAGUUCGAUAGGCCGUCGGAGCCGCUACGACGAGUCGACGACUCGUUCACGAAACAGCGAGUGAUUGUGACCACUUCGCCGAAACAGUCUUCGGAUGUCGGGCCGGUGGACGAGAGCGUAGUGCGAUCUGAGUCCACCACUGAGCAAGAGAAAGAAGUGUUCUUUGAAGAGCUGUUCAAAAAGAUGAGCGAAGAUUCGCCCGUAAAACCCGCAUCCUCUGAACCUCUAGAAGUCAUCCAGCAAGACGUUCUCCCGCCCCCUCCCCCUGUAAGCGAGGAUGAGGUUUUCACAGCUCUAGAGGACUCCCUCCCACCCCCUCCCCCUGUGAGUGAUGACCUUGAAACCUCCCAUGACAAUCUACCCUUACCUACUCCUCCACGGGAGGUCAUGGAGGAUAGGAGGGAGGGGAGGGAGUGUAGCCCUCGCACGCAAAUUGUACAGGCGAUCACUGUUGAGCAAAAAAAGACUGAAUCACCGCUCAAGGAUGACUCGUUCAGUAGUGAAAAGUACUCUCCCGCACGGGAUCAGCGGCGACCUCCCACAGGGGCUACCCUCGGGGAGCGGCCCAGUAAUAGGUCGAAUGAUGCAGCGGAUAUGACGUCAUCGCGUCCAAUGCACAGUUUGACACCGGAGCAGGAGAAAAAACGGAGCGCUUACAAGAUGUCACGCAGUAUGGAGGACCUUAGUGGUCGUGACCGGGGCUUCGGCAGGGAAGAGUAUUUGAGUCGCGUGAUGAACGAGUCACGCAAGCGAUUCGCGGACGAACACAAACGCCAUUCGUUUCACAGUGACUACAUGUCACGCAACAAGGAAGCCGUGUUAGUCAAGCCGGCUUGGAGCAGCUGUAGGUCCUCGCUUCACGACGAGCAGCGAUCUCCGCCGGAAGAACAACGAGAAUCGCUUAACGAAGAAAAACGAAGGUCUUUCCAAGAAGAAAAUCGACGGUCUUUCCAAGAAGAAAAUCGAACGUCUUUCGAAGAAGAAAAUGGGACGUCUUUCCAAGAAGAAAAUCGACGGUCUUUCCAAGAAGAAAAUCGAACGUCUUUCCAAAAAGAAAAACGUGAUUCGAUUGAAGACCGCUCAUCACUUAUACAAGAAAAAUCACCUCCUCCAGUGGAAAUCAGUACAAGCAUCGGAUCUGAACUUCAGAGAGAGCGAGAAUUCUUGCCGAUCUCCCCCGAACGACCGACUUCGGACACAUCAAGCGACCACACCCCUGGAAGGGGGCACAGGGGUGGCAUUCCCCCGCCCCUCGUCAUCACCUCGACUCCCACCAGCGACGAGAGGCUGGGCUCCAGUGGCCUGGAGACUAGCCGAGGGUUCUCCAGUCCUUUCUCCGAGGGCUCCAACCUGUCAACGCCCAACAGCAGCCGCCCCAACAGCAUGGUCAGCCCGAAACUGGAGCAGCUGGACCGCGAGAAGUGCGAGCUGGUUGACAGCAUGAAGCGUAAAAUCGAGGAUCUCAAGUCCCAGAUGAACGAGAUCAGCGAAGAGAUUCAAGAGAACGAGGGGCUCGGCACCAAGGUCACCCUUCUGGUGGAGGGCAAGACCACGUCCUCCGAGUUCGCGAAGUACCAGCGCUUCACGGGCGAGUUAAACAAGAUUGUACUGCUUCUGCUCUCGCUCACACAGCGCAUGCACCGAUACGAGAAGACGCUGAGCGAGCUGGAUAUGUCCGAGGAAGCCGACCGCCAACAGAGGGAUAUUUUACAAGAAAAAAUAGAAUACGUGAAGAACCAGUACGAAGAAGCGUGCAAAAUCAAAGAGGUGAACGACAAAAGAGGGGAAGUGGUCUCUAAAUUCCUAGAAAGCUACCUGGACGAGGAGGAAUUCGCAGACUUCCAGUACUACAUCGACAUGAAGACCCAGCUAGCAUUGAUGCACGCAGAGAUCCGAGACAAGGUGAAGAUGGGCGAAGAGAGACUUAACACUCUCACUACCACCGAGAUCGACUGGAGUGCUACCAGCUUGUCCAGUUACUAGAAAAAGUGUCUUUCAAAUAAACACGCGGAAGGUGGUUAAGGCUGGCCGAAUACAAGGCUACCCUACAAGAUUGUGUCUACCUUUGAAUUUUCGGCACCUCAUCGUCAGGCUAUCGGUACCUCAUCAUCAGGCUAUCGGUAUCUCAUCGAUUCGUCAUCGGAACCUCAUCGGUACCUGGAGUGACGUUAGGGUUCAAUUUUGGCGUGACAACAGGAGGACACUUGCGUGACACCCACCUUAGAGCGCUGUCGUGUAUGGGUGAAAUGUUUAGAUAUCCGUCAUGCUCGAGGCUUUAGCGUACUUUGCGGGUAACCUUUGGGAGCGCCCGCAAAGUUCGCUGGAUCCUCGAGCAUGGAUAUCCGUAAGAAGUGUUAGAGUUGAGCCUUCCAUAGGGCUUAUCUGUGAUUUAUUAGCUUAUUUUGGACCUAGAGGAGAUUUCUACAGUAACUAUGGCCUUAAUUUGACUCUCGGCCUAGCUGUUCAAUGAACUCAUGUCUCAAUUCAAUUUUAUUAUUUUUAGAUUAACUUAAAAUUUUGGUGCACAUUACAGUUUUAUGCAUUUGAAAUUUUUGAGAAACGCUUGAGAAAUUGUUGCCUACUGAAAGCAACAGAAAGGGUAAAUAUUGAGAAUUUUAACGGUAAGGCUUGAUCACGUGACUUUCAGACUAAGUAGAGAGUGGACUAACAUGAUAUUGCCUGGUAACCAAAAAUCAUCGCUCCCAGAGCACACUGGGAAAUAGUCAUCUUUUAAAAUACACCGUGUACCCCGCCCACAAGUGCAUGGUGGGAUUUGUCCCUUACUGGUUAUCAUAAUGACACUUGCUAUAACAUUCUUUUAGGGGGGUCACGUCAGUCAUCUUAUCACGCAAAGCAAGUCAAGCUCUGCAUCCGAGUGUCAAAAUAGCGAGUGUGAGAAUACGCCGUGGGCGGUUUUAAAUUUCAAUUAAAAGUUUUAGCCAUAAUCUUGUGCUACGAGAGCCUCACGGGUGAAAACCUGCAUCUUGCUUGAUCUCGUUUAGAUGCGGAGGGGUCCAGUUGUAACGCAAAGAUUAAAAGAGAGCAAAACAGUCCAAAACUAACCAUAGAUCAGCCUUGUAGUGUACUAAUAGAAACCACCAGAUGCUUGAGACUGGAAGUAGUGCAGAGACCUGCACACAAAUAAAGGGAAUCAGAAAACUGAA
Messenger RNA from Nematostella vectensis (starlet sea anemone), 6401 nucleotides. Its product is annotated as TRIO and F-actin-binding protein. Gene Ontology annotation, cellular component: apical junction complex; apical plasma membrane; cortical actin cytoskeleton. The record is from RefSeq and is a predicted model, not a curated record. The coding region runs from base 190 to 5220 and encodes 1676 amino acids. Gene Ontology annotation, biological process: actin filament organization. Gene Ontology annotation, molecular function: actin filament binding. The transcript is spliced from 13 exons. Lineage: Eukaryota; Metazoa; Cnidaria; Anthozoa; Actiniaria; Edwardsiidae.